AUGAGUUCGAGCAUCUACCCGAAUACGGGUUUGAUCGAGACUCAUUCGUUACCAUUGGUAAAUUCAAUAACAACGCCAGUCAAUAUAAAUUCUUCUGUGGAUAUGUUGAAAGCACCAAAGGUUGAUACUGGUAUAGUCAAUUCAACAUUAAAUACAAACGAGAAAGUGACGAGAGAUCAAGGGAAUGACAAUGGAUUCAAUGCUGAUACUAAUCAUGAGACGAAUACAGAUGUAACAGGUUCGAGACAAGAUAAAGUGAUGGAAAAAACGACACGAGAUCACGUCAACUUGACUAGAAAUACGCUUACGACUAGUGGAGAGACGAUACAGGACAAUAUCGUGAAGAAACAAGAUGAUAUCAUCCUGAUGGGAUCGAGUUUCGAGAACGACGUGACGUAUUCCGUGAAAAAGGACUCAAAAUUCCAUGAUUCCAUGCAGACGGUGGAUUCAAAGACACUUUUGUCAAAUACCGAUGCGAAUCUUCUUGACGACAAUGUCACUAGCUUUGCGCUGGAAACAGGGAGUAACAAUACGUCGAAUGUAGCAAACACGGUGACGCCAGUUUUGACGACGAAGACUAACGACACGACGAAUGCAGCAAACACGGCGAUUCCUGUAACAAAGGAAGUGACAAACAGUGCUGGCGACACGCUGCUGAAGACGGUGACCAACUACACGUCCAACGUCGCAAAUACUGCGACUUCAAUAAUAGAAGAGGCGACCAAGAACGCUACUUACAACACGUCAAAUGUAGUGAAUACGGUGACUCCUGCUCUGAUGAAAGGGACAAACGACGCUAGCGACACGCUGAAAACGAAGAGUAACAACAGGUCCAACUUCGCGAAUAUGGCGCCUCCCGUUCUGAAUAGUGUGAUUAACAACGCCGCCAACACGGUGAAGACGGUGACCAGCAACACGCCAAAUGUAGCAAAUACGGUGACUCCCGUUCUGAAUGAAGCAACCAACAACGGUGCCUACACGCUGACCACGUUGACCAAUAACACGUCCAACGUCGCGAAUACGGUGACUCCCGUUCUGCAGAAAGCGACCAACAACGCAGCCAACACGCUGCAGACGACCAACAACCAUACGUCAAAUUAG
Molecule: messenger RNA, 1101 nt
Organism: Peronospora belbahrii
Lineage: Eukaryota; Oomycota; Peronosporomycetes; Peronosporales; Peronosporaceae
Source: the annotation of a GenBank genome assembly